AACCAUGAACAAAUGUUGUCGUAUGUGUUUGUGCGGUGCGGAAGCAGCCACGACCAAACAACAAGAUGGCAUCACACCCGGGAGGAGGCGAUCAAGGAAAUACUACAGAUAAGAUACUGGAAGUAGGAGCUGAUUUAUUAAAAGAUUUCAUUUAUCAGCGGGUUCAGCGGUAUGGAGACAGCCAUACUGCUGUAACCAGGGAUCAGCUGGAUGGAAGAGAGCUGUGUGACCCAAACCACAAGAAGCUUGCCCAGUGCCUCCAGCAGAUUGGAGAUGAGCUGGAUAGCAAUGCAGAGCUCCAAAGUAUGAUAAACAACUCUUCACUCAGUCCCACAAAAGAGAUGUUCGUUAAGGUUGCCAUUGAGAUCUUUUCAGAUGGGAAAUUCAACUGGGGCAGGGUGGUUGCACUGUUCUACUUUGCCUGUCGACUUGUCAUCAAAGCUCUAGUGACCAAAGUUCCUGAUAUCAUCAGAACAAUCAUCAACUGGACUUUGGAUUACCUGCGGGAAAAUGUGAUCAACUGGAUCCGGGAGCAAGGUGGCUGGGAGGGUAUUCGUUCCUACUUUGGCACACCCACAUGGCAGACAGUGGGGGUUUUCUUGGCUGGUGUUCUCACCACUGUUAUAGUCAUUCAGAGAAUUGGUUCAUGAAGAGCAAACAGGUGAAAAAUGGGAGGAACUACGUCUGAGGGAAAUGGGGAGAGGAACAAGAACAUUAAAGAACUACUGAGCGAGAUCAGGAAGAGAUUGUAUUUGGACACAGGAGCCACUCUUUGUUUCUUUCUCCCGUUCAUUUCCAAGGAUUGGGAGUUAGACGAAUGCACUCAUGAUCCCUAUGCCACUGAGGAUGUGAGCUGUGCAACAUUAGGGGGAGUGGGGUUGGAAAUUUUGUCAGACUUGGAACAGGGAAUGCAUUUUAAGUAAUUUAUUUUGUACUUGGUACAGAUUUUUUUUAAAGUCACUGCAUUCUGCUGUCUGCUCUAAAAAAUAUAUGGACAGAACACUUGUUAAGAGUUUACUUUCCACAUUAUUAUCAAUGUCAUUUUAUUUUUGUUCCACUCAGAUUGCUUUUCUGAUCUUCCCACUCUCUCCAUUCAUCUCAACAUGGUGUUAACAUUCUAGAGAACCCAUCUUUAUAUGUAUUUGUGAGCAUUUACUGGUGUAAAUCUAUCUAUUUGCUGGCAAUGAACGUUUUGGAGGGUGGUCACAUCCCAUUGAGUUAAAAAGAAAUCUUUUGGCAAACACUGGUUAAAUUUACCAAAAUAAUAUAGAUGAAGAAAAAGUACUCCUCAAAUAAUAUUUGGGCUCAAAACCCCCAAAUAAUUUAUCCGCUCGAACGCACAGCUCAACCUUAUUUCAGUGAAUAUUGAAAGUGCCACAGUAGCUGUACAAAGUUAUGUUUACGUUCAACAUGAAUCAUCGUGUUGAAAAAAAGUCACAUGAUCUCAGUAAACUGAAUCUAAAGCCCUGUCUUGUGUAACAUGUAAUCACAUGCUGCCUUUGGGCAUUUUGGCCAGCAGUGUGACCUUAAUGUGGAUCCCACUUAAAAGAAAAUGUUGUCUGAUUUCUGUAUUGAACCGGUUGUCAUGAACCUGUGUUUCUUGUGGUCUGUGGAUGAUGUCCCGUUGCAGACACAGAAGGGGCUGGAUUGCUCACAGAUGCUUACCUCACUUCACACAUAUUCAAAGUACUGUAUUUUUACGUAAGUAAUUCAAACUGCAAUCUUACCUACACAAAAUGUUUUUUUUAUACAUUUUUUCUUGUUUGUCAGUGCCUUGGUGUUUUUUCUUAUUAAGAAAUCACUUUGAUAAUCUCAAAUUUUCACCUUUUUUCUAUCACAUUUGUAAAAUUGAAAUUAGUUUCCAGUCUCCCUGAAAAUCUUUUUGCAGUGAUCUUGUAAGUUGUAAUAUGGAAAAUAAAUCUUUUAACUCUUA
Micropterus salmoides (largemouth bass) is the source of this 1933-nucleotide messenger RNA. It is a transcript of the gene baxa, whose product is annotated as BCL2 associated X, apoptosis regulator a. Lineage: Eukaryota; Metazoa; Chordata; Actinopteri; Centrarchiformes; Centrarchidae. Gene Ontology annotation, cellular component: mitochondrial outer membrane. Gene Ontology annotation, biological process: positive regulation of apoptotic process; release of cytochrome c from mitochondria; extrinsic apoptotic signaling pathway in absence of ligand. The record is from RefSeq and is a predicted model, not a curated record. The coding region runs from base 66 to 650 and encodes 194 amino acids. Gene Ontology annotation, molecular function: protein homodimerization activity; channel activity; protein heterodimerization activity. The transcript has 6 exons.